This is a messenger RNA of Cydia pomonella (codling moth), 5996 nucleotides long. RefSeq names its product TAR DNA-binding protein 43-like. Gene Ontology annotation, molecular function: RNA binding. The record is from RefSeq and is a predicted model, not a curated record. Bases 202 to 1437 code for a protein of 411 amino acids. Gene Ontology annotation, cellular component: nucleoplasm. The transcript has a single exon. Gene Ontology annotation, biological process: regulation of gene expression. Lineage: Eukaryota; Metazoa; Arthropoda; Insecta; Lepidoptera; Tortricidae.
AAAAUAGAUCAAAUUUGUUACGUCAAACUAUGUUUUCAACCUGCAAUGGGUUCUGAACCCGUAGGUGACGUUUAAUUAAAUAUAAAUGUGAUUAUUUAUAUAUUUAGGAAUUUAAAACUUGUACAUUUGUAUAGUGAUAAGUAUAAUAUCCAUAUUUAAAAGUUUAUUUUUACCAAUAAUUUUGUUCAUGAAUAAGAUAUAAUGUCCUUCGAGUACUUACCCGUGGCCGAAGAUGAAAAUGAAGAACCCAUAGAACUACCAAUCGAAGAAGAUGGAACGUUGAUGUUAACAACUGUAUCCGCGCAAUUUCCCGGUUGCUGCGGCCUCAAGUAUCGCCAUCCGGAAACGAAAAACAACCGAGGUAUAAGAUUAAGAGAUGGCAGGCUUUACCCUCCUCCUGAAGGAUGGGGUAAUCACUUGUAUAUUUGCAGCUUUCCUAAAGAAAACAAAAGGAAAUCGGGAGAAAGCUCCGAAACCUCAUCAGUCAAGAACAAGAGAAAUGAUAACUUAUGCUCUGAUUUAAUAGUAUUAGGGCUGCCAUGGAAAGCAACUGAGCAAACUGUGAGAGAGUAUUUUGAGAAAUUUGGAGAAGUCCUGAUGGCGCAAUUGAAAAGAGAUGCAAAGACAGGAAUGUCUAAGGGUUUCGCCUUUAUUAGAUUUGCUUCUUACACUUCGCAAAUGAGAGUCUUGGCUCAGAGGCACAUGAUUGAUGGUCGCUGGUGUGAUGUUCGAAUACCAAACUCCAAGGAGGGCUCAGUCAACUCUAUGCCCUGUAAAGUGUUUGUCGGCCGCUGCACUGAAGAAUUAACAGCUAAUGACUUAAGAGAGUAUUUUUCUCAGUUUGGAGAAGUUACAGAUGUUUUUAUUCCAAAGCCAUUUAGAGCGUUUAGUUUCAUUACAUUUUUGGAUCCAGAAGUAGCACAAAGUUUGUGUGGUCAAGAUCAUAUAAUAAAAGGUGUGUCAGUGAAUGUGUCUAAUGCGUCUCCUAAGCAAAACAAGAGUGGCUCCAACCAGCGGAACUUGCCAAGUAGAAACUAUGAUGAAGGCCAUAUGCACUCAGCAUCAAACAACAACUCUUGGAGCAACCGAAGCAUGGAUAUGGUGAACAUGCAAGCACUUGGAAUGUCUGGUCAACAUGGGCAGACUGGAGUAGCUGGAGGAGGUGGGCAGGGGCAAGGAGGAAGCAUGCCGCUUGGUAUGAGUGGACUCCCCGUAAACCAAGCAUUGGUAGCAGCAGCACUCAACCAGGCAGCAGGUUGGGGCCUUAUCAACAACAUACCCUCAGGAGGGUCUGAUCAAGGUGCUUUUGCUGGUCCGGGGUCCUCAGCACCACCAGCUCCACCCAACUUCCUCUCAUGGAUGCAGCAAGGUAACUCAGCUCAGGGACCUUCUAGUCAGUGGGGACAGCGGCACCAGUCCCAGGGCCACUCAGUUUGAUCCAAUGUAUGAUUUGACAAGCUCAUGAUAAUCUCUGUGAUUGUAGCAACAUUUAGAUAAUUGUCAUUGGUAUAACGGGUUUUAGUCUGUUGCUGAGAGAUGGUUUGUUUGUAUUGUCAUUGUUUGCUACUAAUGUUAUUUAUUUCUAAUGAAAUGGCUUGUGUUUUGUUGAGUUUCUUCAAAUCCGUAAUAUAAUUCAAUACCUCUUUGUCAUAGGUCCAACACAUGGUAAAUGUCAUCAACAGAUAUACUAUCAAUAUUGCUAAUUACAUAUAUCCUUUAAAACAUAUUUUCAUACUGAAGUUGGACAAAGGUUAGUGCUGGCCAUUAGUCUAUUUAAUAUAAUGAAUCCACAUGUAAUGUAAGAUUCAUGGUGUGUAUUUGGAUUGACUAAUGAAGCUAUAAGACUUCAUUAGAAUGUUUAGAAUGGAUGAUUAGCACUUACUGAUUGUUUUCUUCACUUGAUGCUAAAUUUGCAAUUGCACAGUAACUGAAAAAGUGCUAGUCUUAAUGGCAUAUUAUAACUUUUUCAAUAUGCUGUGACAUAUGUGAGCUUGAUUGGUUAAUACACCUUAUACACCUGUAUUGUCUAGUGAAUGACGUUACCUAGAGUAGUAAUGUGAAUUAGAUCUUGGCCAUGUCUUAAAGGUACAACUUGACAAAAUAAGUCUUCUUUGUGGAAAAACCUUAUUUGAAGCUUUAUGGAUCCUUAAAGGCAUAGCCAAGCCCUAACUCAAUACUAAUCUGGACAACGAAUAAGUGUUCACUCCAUUCACUUUUACUUUUGUUCAACUAACCCAUCAUCUAACUAGUCUUCGAUAAUUCUAACAUAGGCAUUACCAAUUUCAUUUUACUAUCUAAUAAGUUUUUAUGUUAAUGCCCUUGCUGGCGGCAUAUGUUUAACUCUACAGAACUUAAUAAACAUCAUACCUUCUAUCAUGUUUAUUAUACUUAUAUUUGCUUUCGUAUUUCAUCCUAUUGUGUAUUAUAUUGGCUACUCUUUAAGCAGAUGCAAUUUUAAAAUUAAUUAGUUUGGUAUAAUAAAUCCAAGUAAAACUCAAUUUAGAUUUGUAUCUUCAUUUAUUUUGUAACUGCAAUACAGUUAGAUGUUACCUGUGCUUUUGUACAUUAAUAGGUAGGAGUAAUCAUUAACAACAGACUGUUGAGAGUUCAUACAUAUAAAAAAUAGAAAUCUAUUAAAUUGUUAUCAUUGUUUAUCAAAUAAUGUUGUUUAUUAAAUUAUUAUGAACGCUUCCUGAAGUGGAUGUGGUAAUUAGAUCAGAUUGUCUAUUUUUUACAAAAUAAUAAUGGUUUGAGUAUUUUUGUGAUAAAGCAAUGUGGGAUUGUUGUAUUGAAUGGGUAAAUGUUAACUGAGAAACUAGAAUAAUCCAAGUUUUAUUGCAACUGUAUAUUAUAAUGUUAGGACAAAAUGGAAGGAUGCUUGUACAAAUUUCAAGACUGUAAAACUAUAAACAAAUGAAUGUCGUAAAUUCUAAAACCAAGUGUUACUUUAAAUAGAAUCUUUGUGAUAAGGAUACUCGUACAAGCAGCUUCUAUAGAUCACUACUAUAUUAUCUGCUACGUCAAUGAGCCCCAUCACGCACCAUAGCAGUACCUAGCUGUUACCAAAAAUAAUGGAAAUGUUGACAGGACUUAUGUGUGCUACCACAUUUGGGUAGGUAUUAUCAAAUCCUCAUGCCCAUCACUUGUAUUACGUAAGCAUGUUCACUCGCAUGAAGGCGGUACAGACAGUACAGUCGUCAAACUAACAUACCUCCAUUGCAAAACCUACAACAUUGUCUCUUUUGAAUAUUUAAAUCACUAGGAUUGUAAUAAUGUAUACAAUCUAAAACCAGACACUAAAUUGAUUAAUUUAGUAAUAGAGAAAUGUGUACAUAAUUAUACCAAGAGACCAUCCUAGCGUAUCAAACCAUCAUAAGAAAUACUCAAAUGUGUUUUUAAAUCAUUAACUAUGUUCUGAGUUCAAUUAAAUGCCUCUUUACUAGUACUUUAUCUAGUAGGCAUUCAGAUCCCGUCACAGAUAUUCUAAUUUAACAAUUGAGUAAAUAUCUCGAUAAUAACAAAGUUAUAUAAACUAGAGCAAAAGUUUCUAGAUUAGCACAAAUUAUUUGUGUCCUGUUUUUUUUUUUUCAAUUCAAUAGGUAGGUUUUUUCAUUAUCCUUGCCUGAAAAUUACAGUUUUUAAAUACAUAAUCACGUUACCUUUGUAGAUAUACACCCGGAUUAAGCUAGAUUGUUUGAAGGCUAGGUGAAAUUCUGCUAGGUAUAUAAUUUUAUUUUAUAUUUUAGUACAAGAGAAAGUCAUAAAAUUAUCUGUUUUGCGUCAUCGUUAGUAUUAAAUAUCAACGUGACCACAUGAUAUUUGCCUCUAUCUUGGUAUUGAUGAUAAUACAAUAGCAAUAUCUAGGUUUUUGUUUCCCCUUCAGAGUUGAUUUCGUGGAUAGGUAGGUAUGUUUUUGCUUGGUUUUGUUUGUUUUAUUAACUUAUUUGACCGUUUGUUGUUUUGGUUCUAAUUUAUGCAUGUCGGUGUAAGUGUAAGAAUAUUAUGUCGUGUUACUGGUAGUACAUAACAAUGUAUGUAAUAUAAUAUUAUUGUGACCAAUGAAACAAACCUAAACCCAUUCUACAACAAGUCAAUUGAACUUAUUAAAAUCAAUAUUGUUUUUUUUUUUUCAAGAAUGCUUCUUACGAAAAUGGAGCAAUCUAUAGGUAGGUUUAAUAUUAUAUGAAUUUGGUACUACAUAUUUGUAAAUUGUAACAGUGAGGGAUUAAUAGGUAUUUUACCAGCUCCAGUUUGCCUUUUAGUGUUAGCUUCAAGUUCGGAAACGAAUUCUUGUAAAUUUUUAUUCGGUGCCUACUCAUAACAAAUAAAGUAAUUCUUGAUAAAAAAAUAUCUUUGUACUUACGAUAAAAAAUCUUUUACUCCGCCACUGUCCUUGGUUAAGGUUACAGGCACUUAUCAAGUGCAUUCCUAAAAUCAAAAACUUAUGGUAGUGUCACUAUGUUCUAACAGCAACACACGCGACUGACCAUUUUAGACCAUAGGGCCUACCGGGAAAUACGAAAAUCGAAAUUUCGUUAUCUGCCUCUCUAUCGUUCGAAUAUUGCAAUAGUGAUAGAGAGGCAGAUAACGAAAUUUCGUGUUUCGCGGUAGGCGCUCAUAUCUGGUCAGUUAGCUGUAUAACGAUGGUUCGUUCUUUAAAGAGUGAUAAAAGAUCUAUUCGGGUAAUUGCUAUAAUCCUGAAAGUUGACGGGUAAUUACAAAAAUAGACUCUUAAGCCGAUGAAAUUAAGGGUGAUUUUUAUAUUUACCCGGCGUUCUGAAGUAUUCUGAAUUUUCCGAAUCUAACUAAACGGAACUUGAAGGUGUAAUUUUUUGCCAUUCCUACAACUCCACUUUAGUUCCAUAAAGUAGGACUCGAAAACACACCCAUAUAUAAAAUAGUACCUAUGCAUAAGCAAGACUUGUAAAUAAAUAUUCGCAAUACCUACAUCAGAAUGAAGUUUUACGUAGGUAACUAUUCAGCAAACUGUUUUUCUAUUUGUUCAUCGUCUUACAAUAUUUAGGUAAUAAAGGUGCUAUAAAGCCUAUUAAACAAUAGAAGGAAUCAAUUUUGUUCCAGAAAUUCCGACUACUGUAACAGUCAACUGUCUGUUGAGAUUUUUGAGCAUACUUGAAACUUUGUCGUUUUAAAAACAAUCAUUAAGGCUCGUUCAGAUGGGAUGAUCAAAUUGACAAGUUGUUCACAAAAAAAAUGCGACGCUGGACACUACCACAAUUUCACUGGCAGUGGAAUCGGGAGCCAAUUCAUCAUCAAUUUCAUUUUUGCGUCCACACAACUUGAUUAAAUUGUCAGAAUUGCCGAAAAAUUUGUCCAGUCUGGAUUGACCUUAACAAAACCUGUUAGAACUAAAGUUUAUUAUGAUAAUGAUGAAAGUACCAAAAUGCUUAAUAUUUUCUUAUAGUCAGUGUUUUUUAGACAUUCAAUACAGUUCCAUAAAGUGGCUAAUUAUAGACCGAUUCUCUCCCAGAUGUAAAUCAAUAUAUAAAUAUAUACCUAGGACUGGUUACAUUCAAACAUGCCCUCCAUCGGGUCCCUCCUUUAUGGUGGCAAUGAUCAUACGUAAAAGUUCAGGCAGUCAAUUUUAACCAGCAACAGGAAGUCGUCUGGUCAUGUAGGUACCGCCGAUGUAUUAUGAAUUCGACUUAGAAAAAUGUACCCAUUUAUUACCACAAUAUAUACCUAUCAUGAGUUAUGAAAAUAUCUUGUAAAGUGGUAGGUACCAAACCCUACCUUCUCCCAUUUUAGUUACGUAUUGUCACACCCUAGAUUAUGUCGCUACCUAUUCAUAAAUGAAAUUUAUGCACCUUUGAAUGUCGUACUUUGCUGCCGCGUGAUACUUAGAUUACAUACUAUUUAACAUAAUUAUGUGAUUGCUACAAGAUUCGACUUUAUUUAUAUAUUUUACAUUGUAAUUUAAAUGUGUGAAUAAUGACUCCAUGGACACUAAUAAAUGAAAUAAAAUUUAUUUAGCGUUA